This is a messenger RNA of Eruca vesicaria subsp. sativa (arugula), 741 nucleotides long. Lineage: Eukaryota; Viridiplantae; Streptophyta; Magnoliopsida; Brassicales; Brassicaceae. The record is from the annotation of a GenBank genome assembly.
AUGAUCUUCAUAGUUACGGAUGUGGUGGAAAAAAUACUUGUUAGGCUGCCCUUGAAAUCAAUUCACAGAUUCAAAACCGUGUCGAGGGAAUGGAGAUCAACACUCGAGUCGAGGAGGUUUGCAGAGAGGCAUAAGAAGAGUGUUCCAAAGAAGAGGAAAAUCCUGGCUGUCGGAACUCAGGCCCAAUCGCAGUUCCAAGGAGACACAGAGAUCGAGAUGGUUUACGUACAACAGUGUGAAUGUGAUGAUGCCACACUACUUUCUUCGUUGACAUGUGACAGUAUAGUUUGCAUCCCGGAACCGAAUUGGGUCAGCGUUUUGAAUCCUUCGACCGAAGAAUUUCUUAGUUUCUGUAGCGGCCCCUUCCACUAUUUGGACGACAGGUUUACCGGUUGGAGCACAUUCAAUAUGAACACGGCGAUGGGAUUCGGUAGGGACGAAAUUCUUGAUGUUAACAUUAGCGAAUGGCGGAAACUGGUCCCGCCUCCCUACAAGGUUGAAACGAGAAAGAAUUCCGCGUGUAUACUAGCUUUGGAUCUUCACACUGAAGAGUUUCGGGAUGUCCAGCUAGUUCCUCCCCCUAUGCACUCGUCCACAGCUCAGAUUGUGAAUCUUGAUGACCGUCUAGCCAUAGCUGACACCUGUGCUUUAAAACCUGGAUGGGAUCUAGAGAUAUGGAUCAGAGAUGCACAAGAAGAAACAUGGACUAUAUAUGACUUACUCCAUAACUUUAGCCCAUAG